Myxocyprinus asiaticus (Chinese sucker) is the source of this 2334-nucleotide messenger RNA. RefSeq names its product immunoglobulin-like domain-containing receptor 2. The transcript is spliced from 9 exons. The record is from RefSeq and is a predicted model, not a curated record. NCBI's taxonomy places the organism in Eukaryota, Metazoa, Chordata, Actinopteri, Cypriniformes, Catostomidae. Bases 96 to 1859 code for a protein of 587 amino acids. Gene Ontology annotation, cellular component: membrane. Gene Ontology annotation, biological process: pancreas development.
UCACUCAUUCUGACUAUCUCAGCGGAGAUAAAACGAAUAACAGUCCAGGGGAAGAUGGACUAGAUCCCUGGAAAACAAAACCAAGAAACUGGAUCAUGGUUUUGUUACAGGGUCUUUGGAUACUAUUUAUGCUAUUUUCACUGCAAAGUUGCAAUGGUGUACAGGUGAUUGUGAAAGAUGAAAAGAAGUUUGCAAUGCUGUUCUCCUCCAUCGUUCUUCCGUGUCAUUAUACCACCCAUUCUACUCAAACUGCCGUGGUACAAUGGUGGUAUAAGUCCUACUGUACUGACCGCACUCGGGAUUCCUUCACCUUUCCAGAGACCAUGAGGGUCCACGUCUCUGAUCUGGGUGCCACAUCCCAUCUGGACUGCUCUGACAAGGGCCGCACAGUUCGCAUAGUGGCCUCUGGACAGGGAGCUUCCAUGACCUUAGCGGAACACUACAAAGGAAGAGACAUCUCCAUCAUCAACAAAGCAGACCUGCGCAUUGGACAGCUGCAAUGGGGAGACAGUGGUGUGUACUUCUGUGAAGUGAUCAUUGCUGACGACCUGGAAGGGAAAAAUGAAGGCCAGGUCGAGCUGCUGGUGCAGGGUAGGAUAGGUAUGCUGGAUGACAUCCUGCCUGAGUUUGAUAUGGAGAUUAUGCCAGAGUGGGUAUUUGUGGGAGUCGUCAUGCUGGGCAGCGUUCUCUUCCUGUUGUUGGUUGGGAUCUGCUGGUGUCAGUGUUGCCCUCACUCCUGUUGUUGUUAUGUACGCUGCUGCUGCUGUCCAGAUACAUGCUGCUGUCCAAAACACUUGUAUGAAGCAGGGAAGAUGGCAAAGAGCAGUCAGCCUCCUCAGAUUGCCUUGUAUCAACCUUACUAUGUUCCUUCUGUUCCUGUGGUUUCUCCAGCCGCACCACCAUCUCUUAUUGAACCCAAGUUGACUGCAGUGCCUCGUUCAGUAGAAAACAAUAUAGCUGGAGCUGGCAGCCUAUCAGAACUAAGCUCUCUGCAUGAUGGGGAUUUAGACUUCAGGCAGACCUAUCGGCAAGUCCAGAGGAAGGCACUGCCACCUAUCAGUGACCACACUGACCAGCCACGUCUCAGAGCAGCAUCAAUUGGCCAUGCGCUCCGCCCCUCACAAUAUCAGAGCAAUCACUUUCUAGACGAACAUGACAACAGAUGGAACUACCACUCAGAGCACCUACCCCGCAAAGCCUUUGAUACCAGGGGGCGCACAGGGUCACUAGACGAACUGGAAGAGUUUGCGUUGUCGUAUGGCCCACACAGUCGUCAGAGAGAUGACUUCCGUGGACCUCAGCGAGACUUCGAAAUGGGCCCAAGGCCACAGGACCAUCGCAUGUCAUACCGAGAUGGCCCACGUUGUUCCGAUGAUGAUGAUUAUGAUGCCUGGCGUCGUCGAGGCUCGACACCUUCCCCCCAUAAAAGGCGUGACACUGGCGACAGUGAGCAUUAUGCUGCUCGUCAAAGGUCAUAUGAUGAUACCUACCUAAACAAUCUGCUGGAGAGCAAGGCCAGGGGUCAUGGAGAGCAGGGUGGGAGGACUGAUGAUGAAAGUGACACCCCCUCAAAAGACAGUUCCAAGAAGAGCAGUAACCGUUACAAUAGCAGGUCACCUAGCAACCGGCCUGAAGAGGAUGAUCCUUUACCUCCAUACUCUGAGAGGGAGGUGGAGAGGUUUAGAACUGAAGAGCGUACAGGGAGGGAACGCUACAGGACUACUGAUCCUAGCAUGCGCCCUUUUUCUUACACACAUCCACCCCAAGGGUUGUGCCAUACACUACAGGAGCGCAGGGAUGACAGGAGCAAACCCAGGAAACUGACCACUCAUCUAAGCAGAGACUCUCUAAUUGUGUGACAUCAUCAGACUGAGCUGACCUCAUACUAAUAGCAUCACCAUCAAGCUGCAGAGAAAUGCACUAGACACCAAGCAUCAAUCAGUCAGCAAUACAGUAUUAUUCCUGGGAACGUAUUCCGGUCAAAGACAAGAACAUGAAAGACAUGUUUGUGUGUGUCUGUAUUUCUCUUAUACAGACUACCACUACACUAGAAUUCUGUGAAUUACAUUUUAUGCAGUUAAAGAGGACUUGUCAUGGUGUCAUGUUAAAAACAAAAUUCAAAAGCAUUUUAAAUAUUCUCUUCAUUCAUGUUUAAAUCAUUCCUUGAUAUUUUGUAUGUCUUAAGUACUGUAAUUGGACACUGUCUUGAAUAUUUUUAUAAUGUCAUUGCCUCUGUUUGCACUGUUGUACUAUACAUUUCUGUGCCAGAUUGUGCUUUUGAUAAUGUGCCAUUUAUUUCUAUUUCACGGUUUUGAAAUAAUGAUUUUGAAAUGA